Molecule: messenger RNA, 3539 nt
Organism: Phoenix dactylifera (date palm)
Lineage: Eukaryota; Viridiplantae; Streptophyta; Magnoliopsida; Arecales; Arecaceae
Source: RefSeq, a predicted model, not a curated record
CCCUACAUUGUUUUUUUAAUAUUUCAUUUAAAUUGCUUAAAAAAAUUAAGUCAAAAAUUGCCAAAAAUUAGGAAAUGAUUCAAUGAUUCCAUUUCGUUUUGAAAUUUUUAUAUGUUGUUGAUAUAUAAUUUAAUUUAAUUGCCAAAAAUUAGGAAAUGAUUCAAUGAUUCAAUGACAUUAACUGUUUUUUACAGAAUUUAUAUAAUUUAUAAUUUAAUUAAUAAAUUUAAAAAUUAAUUUUUAAUUACAAAAAAAUAAAAAUUGAAAAAAAUUAAUGUGGUCGUAGGAAUGGAGCCAUCAAGGAGAGGGCAACCCCAAGAGCGUAAUAUUGGCUGGGAGCAUGGGAAGAUGCUCGGUGAACGUCACCAGUUUCAGUGCAAUUAUUGCCACAAGUGCUUCAAAGGAGGAGGAGUAACCAGAUUAAAGCAGCACUUAGCCGGUAAUUCUCGUGAGAUAUCUGCAUGCUCGGAGUGCCCACCGACGACCCGUCAGCUGAUGAGGAAAAACCUCGCUGAGAUCAAAGCAGCCAAGGAGAGGGCUGCCAAGCAGAAAGCGGAGGUGGAACGCCAAGCUGCAGAAGCACCUUCCUAUCAUUUGAUGGAGUCACAGGAGGCCGAGGGUCCAGAUGAGGAGGAGGCACAGAUCCAGGCUGCCAUGCGGGCGAGUCUGGAUGAUCGAUGGCAGCAGGAGGAGGUGGCGAGGCAUCGGGCUCGAUUUGGGCCCUCGUUUUUUGAGUCGGGCGCCGGUUCUGGUGGAAGCAGACAAGAUCCAGAGUUUCAAAGGACAACAUCAGUCAGGGAGGGCGAGGGCAGAGGACGUAGCCGGAUUGCAUCUAUCCUGGGUGGUUUUGGUAGCCGAAAGAAGUCUUUCGGAGGGAUUCCACCAGGUGCGUCAAUCCAUGAUGUAGAUCCGCAUGCCUUCCCCAGAAGAGAUUCGAAGCAGCAAAGAGUAGACACAAUGUGGAAGAAGGAGAAGAAGAAGGAUAUGUGGCGAGCUAUUGGAUCCUGGUUCCACUUCAGCCACAUUCCAGCAAAUGCUGCAGACAAUACAUACUACAAGUCUGCCAUUUCUGCCAUACAGACUGCCGGUCCCGGUGUUGAUCCUCCAGGUCCGAGGGACAUCUACGGUGAGCUUCUUGACAACAAUAAGGAAGAGCUAGAGAAUUGGAUUGGUUCAUAUAAAAGCAAGUGGCCCACAUAUGGGCUCACUCUGAUGUGUGAUGGUUGGACCGGUCCGACAAAGCGGGCCAUCAUCAACUUUCUGACAUACUGUGAUACGAAGACCUUCUUCCACAAGUCAGUUGAUGCUUCGGAUAAGGUGCACAACGCCUCAUACAUCCUCAGACUUAUGGAGGAGGUGAUUGAUCAGAUUGGAGAGGAGAAUAUCGUGCAGGUCGUCACUGAUAACGGACCGCAAUAUAAGUUGGCCGGGCAGGUCUUGAUGGAGCGGCGACCACAAAUUUUCUGGACCCCAUGUGCUGCACAUUGCAUCGACCUCAUCCUGAUGGAUAUUGGAAAGAUCCGUAGGGUGCAACAUACGGUGGAGAUAGCCCAACGCAUCACCAGGUAUAUUUAUAGCCAUACUUGGGUUCUUUCAUUAAUGAGAAGGUAUGCAGGGGGAGAAAUUCUUAGACCAGGAGUCACACGGUUUGCUACGAAUUACAUUGCACUUGAUAGCCUUAUCGAGAAGAAAGGAGCCCUACGUCAGAUGUUUGUUAGUCCCGAGUGGCAGGAAAGUAGAUAUGCCCAGGCCGGCACUGAAGGAAGCAGGAUGGAAGACUUGGUAAGCAGGCAGUCAUUCUGGCAGCGGGCCAAUGCGAUAGUCAAGGCUAUCAAACCAUUAUAUGAAGUGCUGCGGGCCGUGGAUAGCGAGAGGUAUCCCCAGAUGGGCUUUUUGUAUCACAUGAUGGAGAAGGCAAAGGCUCAGAUCAUGGAGGCAGAUGUAGCCCAUGUCCAGGAGUACAUCGACAUCAUUGAGCGGCGGUGGGGAGCCCAAAUGGGUAGGGAUUUGCAUCUAGCAGCAUACUAUCUGAAUCCCCGGUUUCAGUACGAGAGUGGAAUUGGUAUGGAUGAUGAACUUCUUCAUGCUUUGCGUAAUGUUAUUUAUAAGAUGGAGCCUGAUCCAGAAGUCGCCGCGUUAUGUAUAGAAGAGACCAAAUUAUUUAGAGAGGGUAGCCACAGCUUUGGACAACGACCAGCUGUCGUGAGCAAGACAACUAUGAAUCCAGCUGAAUGGUGGAUUCAUUUUGGCGGAUCCGCAAAAAAUCUUAAGCGGAUAGCUAUCCGGAUUCUCUCCCAAACGGUCUCCUCGACUGGCUGUGAGCGCAACUGGUCCACCUUCGGCCUCAUCCACAGCAAACAAAGGAACCGUUUGACACAAAAGCGCCUCAACGACUUAGUUUAUGUGCACUACAAUCUACGGUUGAGGCUAAAAUGCAUUCAAGAGGAAGUGGAGCUCAAGUAUGCAGAUCCCAUCUAUAGAACUUUUACAGAUGAUGAUGAUAAUCCUAUGCUCGACUGGCUUGCGGCCCAGCAGCAGGAGCCCGAGCUUGAUGAGCCGGGAUCACCUCCACGACCAGCCAGUAUCAUAGCCACCGAGGCUAUGGUCGAUCCACAGCAAUGGGCUGAGCGCAACAUUCCACGCACUCCUACAGCUGAUAUGACGUGGCUAGAGGGGAGCCAGUCACCGCAUGACUGGUCCGAUGCUCCGGUUCAGAGAGAUGAUCCUCUCAUGCGAGGACGAGGACGAGGACGCUCUACUACCCAGUCGACUCGAUCAGGAGGGCGUCAAUCCCAACAAACAAGAAAAGGAAAGGAAAGGGCUCCAAUGGAGAGUGUCGAGGAGGAGACUUGGACCAGCAGCGAUGAAGAUUCUGGUGGUGAUGGAUCUACUAGCCAUGGAGGAAGUGGAGGACAGUAUGGUACUAGUUAUGAGACACAGCCGGAGGGAGGUUUUCGAUACACCGGUGAGUCUCAGUUUACACAUGCUACACAAGAUACGGACCACGGUAGGCCGUCUGAUAUAGGCCGGUCAGAUACCAUUGCAUAUCGAAGAAGAGCUCCUCGAGGUCGUUCAAGAGGCCAGGAUGCCGCUGCAGAUGACCUUCCAUAUGGAGUCGAAUCCAUUGAUGUAUCAAGUUCCGAGUCUUCCUAUUAUCCGCGGCCUCAGCCAGCCUAUGGAUAUGGUGCAUCAGAGUCAUCUUCCGGUAGCUACUAUCCUGCGCAGCCCGGAGGAUCUUACGGAUCGGAUUUUAGUGCCGGCAUAUUCGGAUGGGCCCCUUAUCAAGACACCUCUCAGAGCCAGAGCUUCAGCGAGAGAUCCGAGAGUUCUUAUGAUCCAACGCGCAUUCCUCGAGGAUUGAGCAUACAAGACUACAAUGCUGCUUGGUUAGAGGGAUGGGUUGAUCUGCCUCCAUAUUAUGCUGAUGAUCCAGAUAUUGACGAGAAGCAUCGCCAUUCGACCCGAUUUUAGAUAUUCGAGAGUGAUUUAAACGUAUGUAAUUGAUUGCAUCUUAAUUUGAAAAUUUUUUAUGUUCUUCA